UUAUAAAUUAAAUUUACCGCUGUAAUUCUCUAAUUCAACACCCAUCCGCCGCACGACAGAGAAGGGACAAGUCACUUCUAAAGGAAUAAAAGGAAACCAAUUAAGCAUGGCACAGAAGGAGAAGCUCCAAUGUCUGAAGGACUUCCACAAGGACACCCUCAAGCCCUCCCCAGGAAAAAGCCCUGGCACCCGGCCAGAAGAUGAAGCUGAGGGCAAGCACCCACAGCGAGAGAAGUGGGCCAGCAAGCUUGACUUUCUUCUGUCUGUUGCUGGGGGCUUUGUUGGUUUAGGCAACGUCUGGCGUUUCCCGUAUCUCUGCUAUAAGAAUGGCGGAGGUGCAUUUCUUAUACCAUACUUCAUUUUCCUGUUUGGUGGAGGUCUGCCAGUGUUCUUUCUGGAGGUUGCCCUCGGCCAGUACACUUCAGAGGGAGGAAUCACUUGUUGGGGAAAAGUUUGCCCCAUCUUCACUGGUAUCGGCUAUGCAUCCAUUGUGAUUGUGUCUUUGUUGAACAUCUACUACAUCGUGAUCUUAGCAUGGGGGCUGUACUACCUGUUCCAGUGCUUCCAGCCAGAGCUGCCUUGGGCCAAGUGCAACCAGCCCUGGAACACGGAGAACUGUGUGGAAGACACCCUGCGUAAAAACAGGACUGACUGGGCCAAUGUCACCAACUUCACUUCUCCGGUCACUGAAUUUUGGGAGCGCAAUGUCCUCAGUAUCUCUGGUGGCAUUGAGGAUGUGGGCCGUGUUAAAUGGGACCUGGCUCUGUGUCUGCUGGCAGUGUGGGUUAUCUGCUUCUUCUGCAUCUGGAAAGGCGUGAAAUCCACAGGGAAGGUUGUGUACGUCACUGCCACUUUUCCUUUUGUCAUGCUGAUCAUUCUCCUGGUCCGGGGUGUUACCCUUCCCGGUGCAGCUGAGGGCAUCAAGUUUUACCUGUACCCUAAUGUGACCCGUCUGGAAGAUCCUGAGGUUUGGAUAGAUGCAGGCACUCAGAUUUUCUUCUCCUAUGCAAUUUGCCUGGGUGCUAUGACAUCACUGGGAAGCUACAACAAAUACAAAUACAAUUGCUACAGGGACUGUUUGCUGCUGGGAGGCCUGAACAGCGCUACCAGUUUUGUGUCUGGCUUCGCAAUAUUUUCCGUCCUGGGCUUCAUGGCACAAGAGCAAGGGGUGGACAUUGCCGAUGUGGCAGAGUCAGGUCCUGGUUUGGCCUUCAUCGCUUACCCAAAAGCUGUCACUAUGAUGCCGCUGCCUACAGUUUGGGCCAUUCUGUUCUUCAUCAUGCUCCUGCUACUGGGACUUGACAGUCAGUUUGUCGAAGUGGAAGGGCAGAUCACGUCUUUGGUAGAUCUGUAUCCAUCCUUCCUACGGAAGGGUUACCGGCGGGAAAUCUUCAUAGCUAUAGUGUGUUUCCUGAGCUACCUGUUGGGACUUACUAUGGUCACAGAGGGUGGCAUGUAUGUGUUUCAACUCUUUGACUACUACGCAGCCAGUGGUGUUUGUCUUUUGUGGGUUGCAUUCUUUGAAUGUGUUGCUGUAGCCUGGGUUUAUGGCGCUGAUAAUUUCUAUGAUGCGAUUGAGGACAUGAUUGGGUACAGGCCAAAUCCCUGGAUGAAGUGGAGCUGGACUGUGGUCACCCCUGUUCUCUGUGUGGGAUGCUUUGUGUUCUCCUUGGUCAAGUACAAGCCUCUGACGUACAACAAAGUCUAUGAGUACCCAGACUGGGCCAUCGGUGUGGGCUGGACGCUUGCCCUUGCCUCUAUGAUCUGUAUCCCUAUGGUGGUGGUGAUUAAGAUAAUCCAGUCUGAUGGUCCUCUCAUAGAGAGGAUCAAGGCAGUGGCAGCCCCUGUUAGGGGAGGGGCCAGCUCGUGCCCCCAGGAAUACCGUCCCAAGACCAGCGAUCUGGCUCACCCAUUGGACCCCAACGGGAACAAUGGCUUGAUCAAGCCCACCCACACUAUUGUAGAAACGAUGAUGUGAGCGCUCUCUAUGAGAGGAUCCAAUUGAUCUGCUUUCCAUUAUAUAUAUAUAAUUAUAUAUAUACAUAUAUAUAUAUAUACUCAGUAACUUUUAACUAGUCAUAGGACCAGGUUUACAUUGCUACAUAUCUGCACUUGAGUCCUUUUUUUUCUACAGAGGAAGUUACAUGUUUUAUUUUCUGUCUGUUUUUAAUAUUUUUAUCAUAUUAUUGUUGUUAUUAAAUGACUUUUAUUGUUGUUGCUGUAAUUGGGGGGAGAACUGAUGACGAGGCACAAUGAAACAUUAUCUUGGAAUUAGAUUUGUAACUGUUCUAACUUUGCUUCCUCUUUGUAAAUAAUUGCAAUUAAGUGAUCUCAAUCGGGGUGAAAAAG
Messenger RNA from Chanos chanos (milkfish), 2349 nucleotides. It is a transcript of the gene slc6a6b, whose product is annotated as solute carrier family 6 member 6b. Lineage: Eukaryota; Metazoa; Chordata; Actinopteri; Gonorynchiformes; Chanidae. The record is from RefSeq and is a predicted model, not a curated record. Gene Ontology annotation, molecular function: taurine:sodium symporter activity; gamma-aminobutyric acid:sodium:chloride symporter activity. The transcript has 14 exons. Gene Ontology annotation, cellular component: plasma membrane; cell projection. Gene Ontology annotation, biological process: sodium ion transmembrane transport; taurine transmembrane transport; amino acid transport. Bases 107 to 1978 code for a protein of 623 amino acids.